GGGCAGCACCCUUUCAGUGGCCCUUUAGUGCUCUUUCCCUGCUGCAAGAAUGACUCGCGUACAACAGGUGGUGUUGGUGUUGAGCGCCCUGCUUGUGGUUGCUUCCGCGAUCGCUGGACCGAACGGGCGCAUCGUUGGUGGCAUUGAUGCCGUGGCCGGAGAUGCACCAUGGAUGGUUUCGCUGCGGAACUCGAUCAACCAGCAUCUGUGCGGUGGCACGCUGCUAAGCAACCGGUUCGUCCUGUCCUCGGCCAACUGCUUGUCGGGCCGGCUGGCAACGGCCACCAUGGCUGUGGCGGGAUCCCGCUUCCUCAACACGGCCGCCAUUCCGUACUAUGGCAUUCAGAUCAUAACGCACCCGAACUUUAACGUCAACACGCUUGAGCAUGAUGUCGCCCUGUUCCAGACGGCACUGCAGUUCAUUUUGACCCAAUCGGUCCAACCGCUGCCACUGUCGGCUGAUGUGAUUGGCGUGGGCGUUCGUGCCCGUGUCUUUGGCUGGGGAGCUUCGCAGGCCAACGGAGGAAACACCAACGCGCUGCAGUUUUUGAACGUAAACACACUGAACAAUGACGACUGUGCCAACUUCCUCGGUGCGGAGGGAUGGCGCAUUGGACCGUCCUCGCUGUGUACGCUGACCCGCGAAGGACAGGGCAUCUGUGGGGGCGAUGAGGGCGGCGCACUUGUGCUGGACAACUAUGCCAUCGGAGUCGCCUCGUGGGGUAUUCCGUGCGCUACCGGCCGGCCAGAUGUGUUUGUCCGUAUCUCGGCCGUGCGUAGCUGGAUUCUGAACUUUAUCUAAGAUGUGAUAAAGUUUGGCGUUGGCGAUCGGUAGUACCGAUGUUUCACAUUAUAGGUUAAUAAAGCAAAGCAUUUCAAACCAGA
This is a messenger RNA of Anopheles gambiae (African malaria mosquito), 885 nucleotides long. Its product is annotated as chymotrypsin-2. The coding region runs from base 50 to 802 and encodes 250 amino acids. The record is from RefSeq and is a predicted model, not a curated record. NCBI's taxonomy places the organism in Eukaryota, Metazoa, Arthropoda, Insecta, Diptera, Culicidae. Gene Ontology annotation, biological process: proteolysis. The transcript has 4 exons. Gene Ontology annotation, molecular function: serine-type endopeptidase activity.